Nanorana parkeri is the source of this 2318-nucleotide messenger RNA. It is a transcript of the gene ZNF385B, whose product is annotated as zinc finger protein 385B. Gene Ontology annotation, cellular component: nucleus. The transcript is spliced from 9 exons. NCBI's taxonomy places the organism in Eukaryota, Metazoa, Chordata, Amphibia, Anura, Dicroglossidae. Gene Ontology annotation, molecular function: zinc ion binding; nucleic acid binding. The record is from RefSeq and is a predicted model, not a curated record. The coding region runs from base 348 to 1514 and encodes 388 amino acids.
CAUAAUUUCACAUCAGGCUCUCUGGUGUGACACAGCUCCACGUUUCAGUCUGCAGCAAGACAGAGGGCUGUAAUUGCUUUGCUUUUCUCUACAAAUGUCUCAGUGUGCGUUUCUGCCUGCCUAAAAUGUUGCCAGCGUGUAAAGGAUUUUCAAUGAGCACCAGGGUGAACCAGCUUAGAGGGCUCUGGGAGCUGCAUUGAUUUGAAACUGUACAGACAUACAGAUGAUCGGUGCUCAAGCCAAGGCUCUGUAGUCUUAUAGAUCACAUCGAUUACCCUUAGGAACUUCAGCUCAUCUAACUCAGUCGUUGGCUAGCGGCUGCUAACUAGCCAUACUCUUCUACAGAAAUGUGGAGUGGAUUAUCACGUCGAGGAAUAUUUGGAAGUACAUGUCAUACCACCACCCUUCCUGCGUUGGUACGAACCCCGAGCCUCAUGAUGCAGCCAUCCCUGGAUUUAAAACAAUUUGUAUCAUUUCCAAUGGAUAACAGUCCUAGCAUCGGCCUCUUUCCAAACUUUAACACAAUGGACCCAGUGCAAAAAGCUGUAAUAAACCAUACCUUUGGCGUUUCCAUUCCACCAAAGAAAAAGCUGGUUAUUUCGUGCAACGUUUGCCAGCUUCGAUUUAAUUCUGAUAGCCAAGCCGAGGCACACUACAAAGGCAGUAAACAUGCCAAGAAGCUCAAAGCACUAGAGUCAACGAAAAAUAAGCAAAAAAUGGGUUCGCUCAAGGACAGCGCCAAGGCUAUUACAAGUGCAACGGCCAACCACAAAUCAGGUGACGAGGAAAGAUUAAAAAGCAACAAUUUCAUUAGUCACAGCAUGACAGAAGUAAGAUCAUUCUUCGCCAAGUCAGAGGUGGCCUUAACAGCAGUGAUACCAACGACACUGGUGAAAGACACCAAUGGCAGCGCAAUUAUUAUUACUGAAUCAGAGGAGGAGAAAGCCAAGAAGCUACUAUAUUGUUCACUAUGCAAAGUAGCCGUCAACUCUCUGUCACAGCUGGAAGCACAUAACACAGGUUCUAAACACAAAACAAUGAUUGAGGCCCGGAAUGGCGCAGGUCCUAUCAAAUCCUACCCAAGGUCUGGAUCCAGGCUAAAACUUCAGAAUGGCAGCAAAGGUUCAGGAUUACAGAAUAAAACAUUUCAUUGUGAAAUCUGUGAUGUCCACGUAAAUUCAGAAAUCCAGCUGAAACAGCACAUCUCCAGCAGAAGACACAAGGACAGAGUAGCAGGAAAGCCCAUGAAGCCUAAAUAUAGUCCAUAUAACAAAUUGCAACGCAGUCCAAGUAUUUUAGCGGCAAAGCUGGCAUUCCAGAAAGAUAUGCUCAAGCCUUUAACUCCGGCCUUCCUGUCAUCGCCUCUGGCAGCUGCUGUAACGUCUGCAAUCUCAUUACCACCUCGACCCCACAACUCACUGUUUCAGGGGUCAGGCUUAGCGCCUACCUUUCUAAGGCCAGCCCAUGGCUCUAUUCGUGCCACCACAGCCUCCAUACUUUUUGCACCAUAUUAGCUGCAAAGAACAAAAUAAAAACCGCAUACGAGAGACAAAAGGACUCGACUCUUCAGCUACGUAAAGACUCUUUGCACUGUUGUUGCUUCUCUAAACAGAAAAGGGCCGUCUCGAAAAACCAUAAUCAGAGAGCACACAGUUUCAGCCAUUUUUUUUUGCCAUUAGCAAAAGCUCGGUGAACACAAUCACUGAAACGCGUAUAGUAUGUGUUGUGAAAAGCAAGCUCUAAGCUUACAUAGGAUUGUUUUUGCGACCUUGUCUGUGAUCUGAGUACAGAAAACAUAUGUUAUCAUUAUUAUUUUAUUUUUUUCCUCCUGGCAGACUUGAAAUGGGUUCUUCCUAGUCCUUUGGUGUAAAUACUUGUUUGGAAUCCAAAUGUCCUUCUUGAAGUGUGGAAUACAUAAACUACAAAAAAAAAAAAAAAAAAAAAUGUUAAGUGCUUUAUUGUGGACAACACCACAUCAAUGGCUACUAUAAAGUAUUAUUCUCUGUGACCAACUUGUAGAGUCCACAUGGGGAUGCAUAAUAUUGUUAUAUAUCCAAGUAAUGUUGUGUCUUGUUUAGCUCUAGAAUGUAGAUGGUGUUUAACCAGUGGGAGGCAAUUCAGCUAUGAUACAGUGUUUGUUUGUUUUUUUCCUCAUUCCGUUUCUGUUUUGAUAGAUGAUUCAAACUAGAAAAGCCAUAUUAUAUUAUAUUGCCCUAAAGAGAGAUUGUUAUUUUGCUGCUUUUCUCAUAAAUCUUCUAGGAUAUUGUCAAAUAGCUCGAAAUAUACAGAAAAUAUUUAUACCCACAAAGAGAGAUGAU